AUGGCGAGCAGCGGCUUGUCGCUGGUGCGCCGGGCCGCCGAGGCCGUGCGCCGCACGCCGCGCUGGCAGAAGGGUCUCGUCGUCUUCGCCGUCGGAGCUGGCACCUUAACUUAUGCUUGUCAAGAUAAUCAGGUUCUUCAAGUUUGUGAUGGGACCGGAAACAAGAAGAAGGUGGUUAUCCUUGGAACUGGGUGGGCAGGUGCAAGUUUCUUGAGAAAUAUUGACACAUCCUUGUAUGAUGUCCAUGUGGUAUCACCUCGCAACUACUUCACCUUCACUCCCUUGUUGCCAAGCGUGACAUGUGGCACAGUUGAAGCACGUAGUAUUGUGGAGCCAGUUCGCAAUAUUGUGAGAAAGAGAAAUGGUGCAUUCCGGUUUUGGGAAGCCGAGUGCUUCCAGAUUGAUCCAACAAACAAAAAGGUCCACUGCAGAUCAGAUGUUGGGACAAACAUUGAUGGAAACGGUGAAUUUUCUGUGGAUUAUGAUUACCUGAUUGUCAGUGUUGGGGCUAGACCUAAUACAUUCAACACCCCAGGUGUUACUGAGAAUUGCCAUUUCCUAAAGGAAGUAGAAGAUGCUCAAAAUAUCAGGAAGAGUGUCUUGAAAUGUUUUGAAAGAGCCUCCCUUCCAAACCUUUCUGAGGAAGAGCGGAAGAAGAAUCUUCACUUUGUCGUUAUUGGUGGAGGCCCAACGGGGGUAGAAUUUGCUGCAGAGUUGCAUGAUUUUGUGAAUGAAGACUUGGCAAAGUUGUAUCCUGAUGUAAAUAAGUAUGUGAACAUUUCAGUAAUUGAAGCAGGUGGUCAUAUCCUUACAAUGUUCGACAAAAGAAUCACCCAAUUUGCAGAAGAGAAGUUCAAGAGGGAUGGUAUAGAUUUGAAGACAAAUUUUAAGGUCGUGAAGGUAGACCAUAAGGAUAUUACCAUGACCAAUCCUGCAACUGGAGAGGUUGCUGUUCCUUAUGGGAUGGCUGUUUGGACAACUGGAAUUGGAACCCGUCCCAUCAUUAUGGAUUUCAUGAAGCAAGUUGGUCAGGAGAACCGGCGUGCGCUAGCUACUGAUGAGUGGCUCAGGGUUCAAGGGUGUGAGGAUGUAUAUGCACUUGGUGAUUGCGCAACGAUAGCUCAAAGAAAAGUUAUGGAAGAUGUUGCUGCCAUAUUCCGAGUAGCAGACAAGGAUAAUUCCGGCACUUUAACUGUGAAGGAAAUAAAAGAUGUUCUUGGAGACAUCUGUGAGAGAUACCCACAAGUGGAGUUGUAUCUUAAAUCCAACCAAAUGAAAGGCUUCCAUGAUCUACUCAAGAACUCGGAUGGCAACUCCAAGGAGUUGAAAGAACUGGACAUCGAGCAGUUCAAAAAGGCCCUUGCUCAAGUUGAUUCUCAAGUCAAGAUGCUCCCAGCAACAGCUCAGGUUGCUGCUCAAGAGGGAUCAUAUCUAGCUAAUUGUUUCAACAGAAUGAAGAUUUGUGAAGAAAACCCUGAGGGUCCUGUAAGAAUCAGAGGUGCAGGGCGUCAUCGGUUCAAACCCUUCAGGUACAGGCAUCUUGGCCAAUUUGCUCCACUGGGUGGAGAGCAAACAGCUUAUCAGUUGCCGGGUGAUUGGGUACAUGUUGGCCACAGCACUCAAUGGCUGUGGUAUUCUGCUUAUGCAAGCAUGCAAUUCAGCUGGCGCACAAGGAUGCUGGUCGUUUCAGAUUGGGGGAGGCGGUUCAUCUUUGGAAGGGACUCCAGCAGCCUAUAGAUUCGAAUCGGCUGAUUCCUUGGUUCAUCUCCUACCUAAUUCCAGAUGCUGCUACUUGCAUCAGUUUUGCUGUCCCGCUAUUUUCUAAGCUUAGCCUAGCAAGGUUUUUGAUACCCAAUUUUGUCCUUGACAGUUCUUUUGUUACCAUGCGAUCCACUAUGACUGGUUCGGAGAGUAUUUCUGGUCUUACUUGGGAUAUAUGUUUAUUGCUUUCGAUAUAGUGCCAUA
Setaria italica (foxtail millet) is the source of this 1965-nucleotide messenger RNA. Its product is annotated as external alternative NAD(P)H-ubiquinone oxidoreductase B3, mitochondrial. The transcript is spliced from 10 exons. The record is from RefSeq and is a predicted model, not a curated record. Lineage: Eukaryota; Viridiplantae; Streptophyta; Magnoliopsida; Poales; Poaceae. The coding region runs from base 1 to 1737 and encodes 578 amino acids. Gene Ontology annotation, molecular function: NADH dehydrogenase activity; calcium ion binding.